This is a messenger RNA of Exophiala mesophila, 3295 nucleotides long. RefSeq lists its product as uncharacterized. The record is from RefSeq and is a predicted model, not a curated record. NCBI's taxonomy places the organism in Eukaryota, Fungi, Ascomycota, Eurotiomycetes, Chaetothyriales, Herpotrichiellaceae. Bases 354 to 2948 code for a protein of 864 amino acids. Gene Ontology annotation, biological process: proteolysis. Gene Ontology annotation, molecular function: serine-type peptidase activity. The transcript has 4 exons.
CCCCAGACAUUGAACCACAGCUCACAACUUGUCACUUUGUCUCAACUCUUCCCUGCGCCAGCCUUGCUUUACUCCGACAUCAACCACUGUCAUAUCUCCUCCUCCAUGUCCUGUCCAGAUUGACAUCUCUAAACUCUUUCCUCGCCUGGUCCUUUCCCUUCCUCGCAAUCGAUUGUCCAGAUCCAAUUGUGAGACGUCAUUCCUCUCCAUCGUCCUCGGUGGCCACUUCUCUACCGCUGUCCAACAGCCCAACUCUCAUGCAGUCGCCAUCUGGCUGAGGUGCGCGCCGUAACGCUGCAACCAAAUCUUGUUUGAGUCAUUCCACCCCAUUCCAAUCGGCCCAAUCGGCCCAAAUGGCCAAAGGCUGGCUCAUAUCCUUCAUUGUUGCAAUCUCAUCCCUGAUUCAACUUGCACAAUGCCGUACCUCCACCUCUCCUUCCCACCCCAUCCUCCUCCGCCGCCUGAAUUCAACCGUGACCAACGACGCUUGCGGCCAGGCUUCGAGCGCAUACUCUUCUUUUCGAGCAGCACAUCCCACCGCCACAACCAUCGUGAUCGACGCCGAGGUAGCCUAUGAUUGUUUGCACAGCAUUCCCAACUAUCAAGAGCCCGCUUUGCGACUCCUAGGUUCCCUACGCACCUACCUCGAAUUUCACAGUUCCAAAGACAUUCUCAAGUCUCCCCCGAACGGCUACCUCUUCCCCGACGUCGACCUCGACUAUGGGUUCGACCUCAUCCGACAGAACGUCGAAGCCGCUCAAUAUCAGAGCGAAUAUGAAUUUCAGCUUGAUAUAACCACCUUGCUACUCUCCGCAAGAGAUGGACAUUUGGCUUGGAAGGGUGACCUGAUGGGUGCCUUCACUUUUGUCAGAUCGAAUGUGGGCGCAGGACUCGUCUCCAUCUCUUCAGACGGUCAAGAGACGCCCCAAGUAUAUAUGUCUGACGACAUUGUCCAAUUCAAUCCUCAAUCCAAUGUGGUCCAGCCAGUUACCGGCUUCACUCCCUCGCCAGUCCUUGAGAUUGACGGCGUGGACGUGAACGAUUUUCUGCUUGAACAAUCUCUCGUUCACCCAUCGCAAGACCCAGAUUCUUUGUGGAACCAAGUGUUUUUCCAGCUUGGGCGACAAUCCGACUCCACCUUUGUCUCUCCAGUAUUCUACCCAGGCCCUCACACCAACCUGACUUUCGCCAACGGAACCACCAGGCAAUUUCCAAACCAAGCAAUCGUCAACGUCCCCUUGGAAGGCCUGGCCACCGGAGAAGAAGGAUACGAAGCCUUCUGUCCCGGGGCCAAUGGCUUUGUCACCGAGACUACCUCUGUUGCUUCCACUCGCACGACCCUUGUCGAAUCUGAAGACGAGACCGAAACCCCAGUGCCGGCCUUGCCCAAUGUCCCUCUCUCCCCGAAUCCUGUCAUCAAACAUAGUGCAGACUCGGUCGCCGGGUACUAUUUGAGUGAGCCGUCAUACGCCGAUGUCGCCGUACUAAAAAUCACCGAAUUCCAGUCUUUGACCAGUAGCGCCCAUGACUAUCAGGAAGAGUUUCAACAGGUCGUUGAAAAAUUCCUGUCCGCUGCGGUGAGAAGUAAAAAGAGGAAGCUCAUCAUUGAUCUGCAGGGCAACUCUGGUGGAUAUAUCGACCUUGGCACCGACACCUUUGCCCAGCUAUUCCCCUCCAUGCCACCCAAUUCAAAGUCUGAUAUGCGAGCACACCUCGGGCUCGAGAUCUUGGGCAAUGCUGCGUCUCAAAACAUUUCUGCUGUGAAAAAAACUGACAGCGAGGAGGAUGACGAGAUCGCCGAAACUAUCCUGACACCGCUUGCAUAUCAAACCAUCGUCGACCCCAACCUUCGAGCCUUUCCAAACUUCGAAGCCGUCUAUGGCCCUUUUGAGAGAAAUGGGUCCAACUUUACAGCAUUCUUUCAAAACAACUAUACCAACGUCGACGCUUCCGACGCCGUGGGAUCCGGUGUCAUCAUUACUGGUACGCAGAACCGGACUGGCUUUCGUCGACCGUUUGCCUCGCAAGACAUGAUAGUUUUGCACGAUGGGCUGUGCGCAAGCACAUGUGCGGUUUUUUCUGAAUAUCUCAAGAACUAUGCAGGCGUCCAAUUCAUCUCCAUAGGUGGUCGGCCGCAAACGGGUCCCAUGCAAUCCGUCGGUGGAACCAAAGGGUCUCAGGCCUUCACAUAUCAGUCCACUCCCGACUCCGGCCUGCUCUAUCCGUACUGGAACGAUCUUUUCUACAGCCCGACCAACGUCUUUCGAGACUCGGUAAAUGGUACCAUCUGGGAAAAUUUCACUGCAGACCCUGUUUUGCGUUCAUUUGGGUUGACAGGUGGUUCUGUCAAUGGACGGAAUCAUUACCGCAUCGGCGACAAAUCUGCCACACCGCUUCAGUUUGUCUAUGAAGCCUCGGACUGUCGACUGUGGUGGACGCGGGAAAUGCUAUAUGACCCGGCAUUUUUGUGGCGACGGCUGGCAGACGUCGCCUUCCGCGAACGGCGAGGUAAACAAUUUAACUCCCAAUACUGUGUCCGAGACUCGACCGGUCACCCGACGAGUAUCUCGGGCGGAUGGAAACCGGGGACAUUGGGGCCCCAAUCGCCGCCGGAAACAGCGCUUAGCACCGACGAAGGCUGGAAAGUACAAGGGACUCCGUUGACAUUGAUUUCCGGGGGUGCGUCGUACAAUCAGGUCGAAAGUGAGAACUCCACUCUGGUGACCAGCAACAGUACAGGAGCUUCCGAUUCAACCGAUUCAACCAACUCAACCUUGUCCCUCAAUGGAACGUCAAUAGGUGGCACAGACCUCGAAUCCAACUCCGUGGCCAAGACGAGUGGUCAAGAGCUGAGCAGCAUGGUAGAAGCGUGCCAUGGUUACAACGGCGAUAAAUGGUUUGUACAAUUGAUGUGCAACGCGCUGGACCAUGUGGCAGGCGGUGGAUGAUAGAGACGAUUGUGCUGUGGACUGUGGGCUACAUUCAAACGGGGAAAUGAGGGAUGAAAAAUGACAUUGACAAUGACGUUUCUUAGCCAGCCAGUCAUGCGUGGAGUUUGGAAAAUUUGUGUGUAUAAUGAUGGGUCGGUCGAUUAAGAAGGGCAGAUCAGUCUGGGUCGAUCGUAGCUCAGUCUUGGAAUGCAUUAGAUUUAGGUGAGAUUCGACGGCAGUGUUGGGGGGCAAGAAGAGAUAUCGUUAAAGAGACGGGUUUCCGUUGCGCAUGUACAUUACCAGGAGAACCAUUCGAUAGGGCCGCCACUUGACGGGUAUCAAUGGCUCUAUGCCGGACUUCAGCU